GAAUUAAGAGGAUGGCGCCAGACUCCUGUCCAAACCUAGCCAUGAAUAACCAAACCGUACCAUGUAACUGACUGACAGAUUGAGGAGGAGGGUAAAAAGAGGGCAAACCUGUUCCUUUUUUAUGAUAGGGCAUCUCUUUUCUAUUCACUAACCGGUGUGUGCGUGCAUCCGGAGAAUUUUUUUUCUUAGCCCUGCCGGGUGCAGGGCCGGCUGCUUUUGAUGGCCUGGUACGGCAAGAUUUCAUUUCGUAAGUCGGCAGAUAUGAGGCGAUCGCAUGCACACGGACAUGAGUCCGACAGGACGGUUCGAGAGAUAAAGGAGCUCAAAAGGAAAAGUCAAAUGGUUUUUGCACAGAAUGGAAUUGAUUUUUCUCAGAUCGUUGACAUCAAUCUUGAUGAGGAUCCCGGGGAUUCAUCGCUUGAGGAAGAGGUUCAAGAAUCACCUCAUGCAAAGGAAUAUCAAGCUCAAAUUGAACUGUUGAAGGAUGAGCUGUUCAAUUCUAAGAAGGAUAUAGCUUAUGCAAUGGAAGAGAGAGACAUCGCUCAAGAUAGUCUUUCUGCUGCUUAUAGUCAGCUUGGGCAACUCAAAGAACAGAUGAAACAGGAGACUAUUGCCCAUGAGAAAACCAAAAAGGCCUUACAAGAAAGAGAUAAUAUCAUCAAUCAGCUCAAGAGAGUAUCCACCUUGGUGUACAAUGAAUUUAAUGAGGUACAGAGCUUAUAUGAGAAGGAAUCCGCCAUGAGGGAACAAGCUGAACUAAUGGCAUCAGAGUAUUAUGCAAAGAACCGGGAAGCAGAUGCUUACAAGCGUCAGAGUGCGAUGUUAGUAAGUGACGCUAUCAGUGGAGAUGAUAAACUCAUUCAAAGCAUGUCAGAGAUGGAGAACCUCACAAAGGAACUGGAAGAGGAGAAAGAGAGGCAUAAACUUGAGCUGAAGAGAUUACAAGAUGAGCUGGAGCUGUCUGAGAAUCGUGAGAAGAUGGAAACCCUGGAGAACAAGCUAAGCAUCGCUAAGGAAGAGAACGAGUCUCUAGAGAAGAGGGUCCAGGAACUAGAUCUCAGGACUAAGGAACUGGCCUAUGAACUGAAAGAAGCGCUGAGUAAACCCAGUCUUCCUAAUAUUCCACCUCCACCACCACCUCCACCAUUGCCCGUACUUCCUAAGAAUCCACUAGAAAUGCUGCAGAAGAUCAUUAAAAGAAGAAAUCACAACAAAAAGACAGAAACCGGAGUAGAUGGUAGAAAUUUGGAUUGUUAUCAGAAGCAGUUUGAGACAGCUAUGCAGGAUAUGAUUUCCAGGAUUAAGAAAGGUCAGAUUGCUCUGAAACCAGUCAGCAAACCUAGCAGAGAGGACGAACCAAGAGACCCAAGAUCAUCACAGUCUAUCAAGAGAACACACGCAGUACAAGAACUGGAUAAUAUAUUGGUAACUUUGAAGAACAAGAAUAAAAACAGACCCAGAAUACCCCUACCAAAAGGAUCAACACAGACAGAAGCAGACCCACAGUUAAUGAAAAUGCUGCAAAAAAGAAAGGAACGCUCAAAGGAACCUCCUGCAACAAGUGCGAGACCAUCCCCACAACCCACAGCUUAUAAACGCUCUAGUCCAAGAUCUUUAACCUGCAGUACUAGUCUAGACAGUGGUAUUCCACCGAAUAGGACAACCAUCGUGCCUCCCGUGGCUCCUAAGAGAUCCCCUCUUACCUCCACUACCAGUGAUCCAUCACCCCCUAUACCAGAACCACCUAUACCAGAACCAAUCUAUAGCACCGUACAUCAAGAAGAUAGUCCUCCCUCAACCCCCUCCUCUACGCUAUCCUCCAUCAUCUCCUCAUCAUCUCAAGAGAUUGAGAUUCAGAACAACCCAGCUUUCAUCCAUGAUAGCGGUGAUGAGCGUUACGCUUCAGCGGACUUCAUCCCACCACCACCGGACUCCUCCUCUGCCGCUGCGCAUCACAAUGGAGCCUCUAGGGCCAAGUUUACCGUCAACAAUGUCUUUGGAGAAUCAGGAGACUACUCCUUGGUAGAAGAGAGGCAGGAGAGACCAGUGCCAUCGCCACGGCGACAACCAUCUCUUCCCAAGGAGGAACCAGAGCCUUAUUACAGUGAGGUCAAUAACCUGUAAGAUUAAUCAACCUUGUUACCCAGGUAAUUAGUCAUGUGACUAUACUGAUGAAUUAUGAUUUACAUCUAUUAUUCCAUAUAUAUACAAGUGAUGGACUGAUGAUAUAAGUGCUUAUAUCUGAAAUUUGAAUGUAUUAAGGUGACCAAAAAGAGCUCCACUUUCAAUGGAGGGAGGUAAAGCCAAGUCCCUAAAAUGUUUUAUAAUAUCUUUUUUUACCUCAUGGAGGAGUUAUAAUAUUAAAAUAAUAAUUGUAUCAUGUUUGAUUAUGGUGCAUUUUUAUGUAGUUGUACUAGAAAAAGCUCUUUGGGCGUAAUAUAUCAAGUGUAUUUAUGUAUAUUUUCUUGCAAUGUAUAGACUCGUUAUUCAAAAAUGUAGGUAAAUACUAGCCUUUUAUAAAUUCUUACUACAUAAUAUGCCUACCUGAUGUGAUUUAUAUGUGUUCAUUUAAUCUAUGACUAUGGUUAGAGAGACAGUAAAGUGCAUGGUAGCAGAGCGUAUUCAAAAUACAUAUCGCUAGAAACACUUACUGGUAUAAAGUAGUAUUCCAUUAUUGCAUCAGAUAUACAGGAUUUGGUUAACUUUGUUAUAUUCAAUUCUUUCAUUACUGUGCUUAUAAUUCCUUUUAUAUAAAAUAGAGUUUUGAAGCAAAGUAUAAAACUGGACAUCUAAUUGUUCAAAAGAAGUUUUAUUGUUUUUGAAGAAGCUAUUCAUGAUUAUCAGCUAAGACCAUAGUGACUAUAAUUCGUCGCGAAAUAUAAAUUAAUAUUUAUUGUGCACCUUGCUGGCUAGCGUUCACGUCAUGAGCCCUCUCCGGUCCUCCAAGACCAUGUCAAUCCUGCUACCACAUCACAAACCAUUUUCACUUAUAAAUUUGGAAACAGUGGUGUGGUGACUAAAAAUGAUAAUAAUGCACCUUGCUUGCAACAUUUUUAGACAAAGGCUUUAAAUUUUGUAGAUUGGAUACUUUUGUGCAAGAAAGUCACCCAUGCCAAACAAUAGUCAACUCAAUUAAGACAGUCCCAUCAUCUGCUAAUGAGUUUUCUAUACCGGUACACUUCAUCUUAAUACCAAUAAAUGUAAGACCAACAAUCAAGAUUUCAAGGUAUUGAACUCAAAGAUCCAAGCACUGUUUUGGUCAAGAAAUAUAAACCAGUAUAAAACAGCUAGAAGGUUGAAAUGAAAAGGAAUCCUUGGGGGGAAAAAGUACCAAAAAUUUGCUUAUCGGUAGUAUUCUUAAUAUGGUACAUGUGGCAUAGAUUUUGUAUUUUUAAAGAUGCUACAAUUUGUUUUACUGAUAUGCGAAUCAUUGAACAUUCAUGUAGCCCCUUUUUUAUUUAUAGAUAAAGUGGUGUGUGAAAUUAAAUCAGUCUUUCUUAUACAAAUUGGAACCUGAAAUAUUGGUAAUAUUGCCCAUUCCAUUAGCCAUUGACAUUGUGCAUGAUAAAGACCGAGUUGAUUUGUGCAAUAUGAUAGAUUUUAUCCCAUUUAUUACAGAGAUUUUCGGCUUUGAACAUAGAAUAACUUCAUUCACAAAUGUUUGCUUCAACUCAAACAGCUAGUAUUUCAUUGUAGAUAAUAUGAAUUGAUCCAUAAUGCUACUUACAUGAUACUUAAUUAAGUUGAUUUGUAAUUCAUUAUUUACCUUGAAGUCUUGUAUUAGCAUAAAAGCUUUGAUAAGUAUAGACUUUCUAUUAGCACAUGUUUAAUACAACAUGAAAAAUUACAUUGAAAUUUUCUUCCAUCAACAUUAUAUUUUAUGUGGAAUGUUAGAAGGUUGGAUGAAAAUUUAGCAUACAUCCAUUUCAAAAUACCUGAAAAACACAACGCAAAAUUUAAUAGAAAGAUGUUGGCCACAGGUUGUUCUCGUCUUCUUUUGUGAGCAUGUAGAAAAUGCAGAAUGAAACAUGGCAGAAGUAAUCUACAAAUUGAGUACCUAUUCUAUUUUGAAACUGAAUACAUGAAAAGAAAAUAGUUUUCAUGCUUUAUUUGCCUUGUUGUGCACUCUGUCCCGUAAACAAUGAAAUAGAAGUAACUCGUAUCGUUUGAAAUCACGAGACAAUUUAUGUACCUAGAUGCAGCAUUCCAUUGCACACAGGAAUCAAUUGGUCUGUGUAUUAAGCCAAUGGGUAUUAGAAAAUUCAAUAGUCAUUGGAUUAAUUAGUUAGAAUGCAGGAAUCUUUUUAAUCAGAAUAUGAAAUAAUGUAUUUUAUGAAGCAGAGAUUGUAUUAGUGUAUAUACAUGUAUAAAUGAUCUGUAUGAUAUGUAAUUAAUGUGAGCACAUUUUGUCUACUAAGGUCACUUUGUGAAGAGUAUUAUGUUUGAUAUUUUGAAAGAGUAUGUGUAAUUUAUCUGUGUUUAUCUUCAAUGAAUACACCAGUGCAGAAUUUCGAGCACAUAUUCACUUAAACAGGCAUGUAGUGAAAUAUACAUGUAUGUAUGUUUUUAAUGUAGCAUUUAGAUCCAGUCAAAUGAGAAUAACAUAUCUUUAUGUUCAAUUUAAAUCCAACUUUAAAUCUAGGACAAAACAUUGUGAAAAGGCACCAUAUUACUUUUUAUUUUGAAUGAAAGGAAAAAGAAAUGCCAAAUUUGUCAUUGGUGUAAGAGAUUUUAUUGUACAUGUAUGUGUAGGAUGACCCAGCUUUAAUCGAGGCGAAAAAUCCUGAUAUAGGCAUUAUUUAAUUCAAAAUGAUUUUAUAUUUUAUCUCUUCCUCCCCCUCUCUCUCUCUCAUUGUCUAUCAAUCCAUCCAAGUUAGCCUUCAUUUGUAAUUUGGUGAAGGAAAGAAAUAUAAAGUAAUGUAAUUGCUUAACCCUGGAAUAAAUACACUAGUGUAUGAAUGUAUUCUGUUACUGAUGAAGUCAAACUGAGUAACGGCAGUGUGAUAUGUAAGAGAGUAAAUCUAGGUAAGUUAACGAGGAGGUUAAGAAGUGUCCUAACAAAUAAAUGAAAUGAAUAGUUCCAACUAAAGUUUUCUCUCAGUUGAAGUAAUUUCUAUGAUCAAAGUAUUAUAACUUGGUUUCUUUCAUUUUGUGGUAAUAUGUAUUUGAUAUGCAAUGAAUAUGGUUGCUAACAAAAUGCUGCAUCACUUCACCUAAAUUUUGUACAAAUCCAAACUGUGUAUGAUAGAUCGUAAUGGUGUGAAACGUGAUCAGAAUAUUGCAAUUCAAUGCUAGGUUAUUAGGCAAGGGAGAAGAAAAUCAAUGCUUUUUAUACUAAUGCUUUAAAAGCCAUUACAAAAUAUAUUUGUUUUGUUGUUUUUGCUUCUUGUUUUGAUUUAAUCAGAUUAGACCAGUGUAGUUUUCAGGUUGGAACAAAAUCAUGUAUAUUUGCUCAGAAUAUUAGCAAGUCAUUAAAUGUACAUGUACAUAAUAAUGGGCAUGGAUGUGAUACAUGUAACAUAGCUACAUUUCAUUAGCUUUCUGUUUUAAAGAAUUUUUCAUAUACCUGUGGGUAUAUGGAAUAAUACUGCUCAUGUGGAUCUUAGUUCAUUGAAAUGAUUGUCAAAACAAAAACAAGAACAGCAAAAUUCACCCCAAAAAAUCUGCUAUAGAUUCAGGCAAGACACAUGUAUGGUAAUGUCUGCCAAGGCAAGAAAGGUGUCAACUUGUAUACAGUGAGUUAAUCUCCUGGCUCUCAGCUUACAGUACAUUGACUUUAAUAGGGCUCUACAUGACUGGCAAUGUGGAGAUAUAAAACAAAAACAUCAAAAUUACAUUUAAAAAAUCUGUUGUAGAUAUUUCUGUUUCCCUGGCUAGAAAUAUACCCCAAUUAUUAUCAUUAUAUGUUAUUCAGUUAUUCACCAGAUAAUCAUAUCUUCUGCCGAGGCCAGGAGCUUAAUUACAGGGAGAUAAUGUUCCGACUCUAAGCAAAUAAUACUAAUUAGGGCUUUACAUGUCUGGGUACACUAAUUAAUUCCUGAUAGAUUUGAGAUAUUAAUAUGUUUAUAUAGCAGAUUAUUCACAUAUAUGUAUAUUAUUUGUAUAAUGGGUUAAUAUAUUUUUAACGGAAUAUGUUAUUAUUUGCAAUUAUCAUGCAAUGUAUCUAAUAUAAUUAAACCAAAAUAUAUUGAUUUAUUAUUAUAUGUUAUUUUAGGUCUUGUGAUAAUUCUGUGUUUGGCACACGGCUUGGUGGAAUGCUAACAUGUUUCGUGACUAUUCAGAUUAAGAAAAAUACUUUGGAAAAGGGAGGGGGGUAAGGAUGCCCAUAUGAAAGCUUGCUGAUUCAACACUUUUAUCAUCAUCUUAAACUACGAUAUUUUUUUUGUUCUGCUCUGUUAACGGACAUGCAAAAAAUGUGAACAAAACAACUCGAGCAUAAUUAUACUAUCAUGCCAUUAUAUGGUGAUGGUAUAUGUAAAAACCACAAGUUAGUUUUCUUUUGCAAUUUGAAACACUUU
Strongylocentrotus purpuratus (purple sea urchin) is the source of this 6518-nucleotide messenger RNA. Its product is annotated as shootin-1. The coding region runs from base 220 to 2124 and encodes 634 amino acids. The transcript has 12 exons. NCBI's taxonomy places the organism in Eukaryota, Metazoa, Echinodermata, Echinoidea, Camarodonta, Strongylocentrotidae. The record is from RefSeq and is a predicted model, not a curated record.